GGUAAUCCGUGGAGGAAACUUCUUCCUGUCCUUUCUCCUUUGUUGCCCCCACUGGGCUGUGCCCAGCACCUGUUCCUUGAGUGAACCCGGGCAGAGAGGGACAAGCUUCGAGGCGAAGCAAGAAGCUGAGAGGUCGGUCGGUUCAGGGAGGACACGCUUGUGCCGAAGCCAUGGUGAGGAAUGUGGACGACCUUGACUUCUGCCUCCAGUCCCACCCGCAGGACAUCCUGGCUGGGCUGAGAGCCUUCCGUGCCCACCCCAAGCUGUCGGACGUCACGCUGCUGGCGGGCAGCCAGGCCUUUCCGUGCCACCGCAGCCUCCUGGCUCUCUGCAGCCCCUACUUCCACGCUAUGUUUGCGGGGGACUUUGCCGAGAGCAUCGCGGCGCAGGUGAAGCUCCCGGAUGUGGACCCCGGCACCAUGGGGCUGCUGCUGGACUUUGUCUACACGGGCAGGCUCACCGUUAACCAGGACAACGUGGAGGCUCUGACCCAGACCUCCAACAGGCUCCAUUUCCCUGCGGUGCAGAAAGUGUGCAGCCGCUACCUGCAACAGCAGAUAGACGCCACAAACUGCCUGGGCAUCUGCGAGUUUGGCGAGCGCCACGGCUGCCCGGAGGUGUCAUCCAAGGCCUGGUCCUUCCUGCAGGAGAACUUCGAGGCCGUGUCUCAGGAAGAGGAGUUCCUGCAGCUGCCUAAGGAAAGGCUGGCUGCCUAUCUGUCCAACGAACUGCUCCAGGUGCGAGAGGAGGAGAGCCGCGCCGAGGCCCUGCUCAGGUGGGUGAGGUACCAGGAGGAGGCCCGCGCCCGCUACCUGCCCGAGCUGCUGGACCUGGUGCACCUGGUUGCUCUCCCCGACCAAUUCCGGCAGUACCUUCUCUCCACGGAGCCUCUGACUCGGGCUUCCGAAGCCUGCAAGGCAGUGAUCUCCCAGCACCAGAGCCUGUCUUCAAUGAUGCUUCCACAGAAGCUGGAGGAAGUUCUGGUAAUAGUGGGAGGGCGAGCUCUGGAAGAUUCAGAGGAUGAAGAAAAUCAUGAGGAACCUCCCCCCAUCUCCAGGAACUGUGCCUUCUAUAACACAAAGUCCAAGUGCUGGACAGCUCUUCCUGAUUUUCCUGACUACCAUAAAUGGGGCUUUUCUCUCGUGGCGCUGAACAAUGAUAUUUACGUCACAGGUGGAUCGCGUGGCAGCAAGAUAGAUACGUGGUCCACGACCCAGGCCUGGUGCUUUCCACAGAAAGAGGGCGUCUGGAAACUGAUUGCGCCAAUGCUGAAAGCCCGCACCAACCACGCCAGCACUGCGCUCAACGGAGAGAUCUACGCCAUUGGGGGGACCACCAUGGACGUGGUGGAGGUGGAAAGCUAUAACCCCUACAAUAACAGCUGGUCGGUCAUCAGUCCAGCACUGAAGUAUGUGAGCAACUUCUCGGCUGUCGGCUGCCACGGGAGGCUCUACCUCGUGGGGUCUUGUGCCUGCAAAUACAAUGCGCUGACCCUACAGUGCUAUAACCCUCUCACAGAAGUCUGGAGUUCGAUUGCCUCGCCUUUUAUCCCAAAGUACCUCUCCUCCCCUCGUUGUGCCUCUUUGAAUGGGGCCAUUUACCUCAUCGGGGACAACACCAAGAAAGUCUACAUGUAUCACCCCGAAGCCAACGUGUGGCAGAAGGUUCAGCUGCUCCAUAGUCUGCAUGAGAACGGCGGGAUGGUGUCCUUGGGGGACAAGCUCUACGUUACAGGAGGCCGCUGGCAGGGCAUGGAAGGGGACUACCGGGUAGAGAUGGAGGUGUAUGAUGGCACUAAGGACGUCUGGACUCGGGAGGGGGCCCUGCCCUGCCUCUGGCUCUAUCACAGUUCUUCCUCCAUCUUCAUAGAUGUCUCCAAGUGGACAGAGCCCUUCGUGAGGAGCUAAGGGCCCUUGGGGGUCAGACCUGUUCCUUUAUGGGCCCCUGCUGCAGCUGAGGCACCGGCAGGGGCAUUCACGUGAGCCUCUGCUCAGGGGAUGAUGCUUCUCUCCACCACGUCUGGACAUCAGCACGUGCUCGAGUUUCUGAGCCUUCCUGCCUCCCAGGACUGGGGGCCUCAAGGGAAGGAAGUGAUACCCACUGGUUCCCAAGGACGUUUGCGAGUGCCUGCCAUUGGCUGCUUCUACUGCUGUUGCUGUUCUUAUGUCAUUUACUUUGCUGAGGCCCGCCUCUGACACAUCCUAACUGGGUAACCCAAGGGCUGUGGUGUGCUUACAGAGAACUCUGGAUCAGGUUCAGAUUCUGGGCUUGCCCCAGGGUAAUUGGGAGCAGAGAACAACAGACAGAGGGCCAGGAGACCUGGAGCCCAACCUCACCCCUGUACAUGACGUCUUUUCUGGGCCUCAGUUUCCUUAUCUUCACAGGAGGCUCAACAAGAUGAUAUGCAGGUCCCCUUCCUCAUCCAGGAUUCUAUGAGGCAGUCACUCUGCCAGUUCAGAACUCAGUUUCCCCACUUGGCAAAUAAGGAUGUUGGAUGAGGUGAACUCCAUAGACCCUGGGUCUGUAGGAUCCUGGGCCACUGACUCCCCAGAUAGGAGGUUCAGUUUUCUCAUCUGUAAAAUAAAGGACUUGGUCCGCAUCUAUGGUUCUUCUCUAACAUUCUGUGAUUCUGGGGAUCAUUAUUCCCCAAAUUCCAGGAAUCCUGAGUUAAGAAGGAUGUUCCCUGCAUUAAUGCAUCUCCAAGGGAGGUCUACACAACUUCUCCCUAGGUUCAGUGGUUUUUGGCUCCUUCUAGCAGAGAGCAAUGGUGGCUGUUUAUUGUUCUUGACUCCCAAGAGCCUAUUAAAAAAAAAAUCUGGCACACAGUAGGUGCUUUGGGGAUUGGACUGGAUAAGGCUUCAUAAGAAAGAUGCAUGCUUACUUAGUAGAAAUAGGCUGCAGUUUUACAGAGUUCCAUUACAGCAGAUGGUGACCUCAAUAAAUUGAAUCACGUACUAGCUAUGUGACCCUACAUAAGUCAUUUCAUUUCUCUGAGACCCCAUUUAAAGACCUACAAAGGGGGUAAUAGCUUCCUCCUAAGGUUGUCAUAUAGAGCAAAUGAGAUAAUUCAAGUAGAAUGCUUUGUAAAUCUAAGAGCAUUGUAGACAUCCCAGAUAUUGAUUCCAUGUUCAUUUCUUUCAUUUUACAUUGGAUAGACAUCACAUAGAAAUAGUCUGAAGAUAAGCCACUCCCCUACAAUUGUCUUUUUUCAGUUAUUUUUUUAAAAUUCUAAACUUAAACACCUUCUGAAAGGACAUUUCCCCAGAAACACAAACACGAAAUGAGGGUCGUAGAUGUCCUGGUGAUCCUCCAUUUUGGAUGGCUUGCUUUAAAAACAGAAGGCAAUAA
Molecule: messenger RNA, 3348 nt
Organism: Dromiciops gliroides (monito del monte)
Lineage: Eukaryota; Metazoa; Chordata; Mammalia; Microbiotheria; Microbiotheriidae
Gene: KLHL30
Product: kelch like family member 30
Exons: 8
Coding region: 171-1907 (578 amino acids)
Molecular function (GO): protein binding
Source: RefSeq, a predicted model, not a curated record